CAGAUAUGUCGCAAUAUGGCCUCACAUAUUCUGACCUUUGGGUACAUAUUUGCCAGCUUGUGUUAUCAUUCAAUGUUUGCAUCGCAGAAUCACAUUUACGAAUGGGUAAGAGAUCACAGAGUGCACCAUAAAUUUAUGGACACGAAUGCGGAUCCGCAUAAUUCGAAGAGAGGCUUCUUCUUCUCGCACGUAGGCUGGCUGAUGGUCCGCAAGCAUCCGGACGUUAUUAGUAAGGGAGCCACGAUCGACAUGAGCGAUCUCGAGAAAGAUCCUAUCGUCGUCUUCCAACGUAGGUACUACGCUGUUCUGAUGCCUCUUUUAUGCUUCGUGAUUCCCAUGUUGGUACCGAUCUACUUUUGGAACGAGAAACCCAUAUACGCGUGGUACGCUGCCGUUUGGAGAUAC
Vollenhovia emeryi is the source of this 405-nucleotide messenger RNA. RefSeq names its product acyl-CoA desaturase-like. The transcript is spliced from 2 exons. Gene Ontology annotation, cellular component: endoplasmic reticulum membrane. Gene Ontology annotation, molecular function: iron ion binding; stearoyl-CoA 9-desaturase activity. Gene Ontology annotation, biological process: unsaturated fatty acid biosynthetic process. Lineage: Eukaryota; Metazoa; Arthropoda; Insecta; Hymenoptera; Formicidae. The record is from RefSeq and is a predicted model, not a curated record. The annotation marks the transcript as partial.